Molecule: messenger RNA, 3573 nt
Organism: Hevea brasiliensis (rubber tree)
Lineage: Eukaryota; Viridiplantae; Streptophyta; Magnoliopsida; Malpighiales; Euphorbiaceae
Product: disease resistance protein RPV1-like
Exons: 6
Coding region: 364-3573 (1069 amino acids)
Biological process (GO): signal transduction; defense response
Molecular function (GO): ADP binding
Source: RefSeq, a predicted model, not a curated record
UAUUUUUUAAAAUAAAAUAAAAGAAAUGAGCUUAAUAAAAUGUGAAGUUGGUGAAGACUCCACAUUGGUGGCAAGAAGCACAGUGGAAGAGCUGAAAGUAAAGGAAAAGCUUUUGUUAAAGCUGCAAUGCUUCAAUCCCACACGCCAAGUUUAGAAUUGAAUCCCAAUCAAUUAUUAGACCCACUCUACUGUUUUGCAUUUAAUUGUGUGGACCAAAUGGAGCUAUACGAUCCUUCCUGGAAGGCAAAUCUGAUGUUGACUAAAAGCUCUUCAUUUGUUCAUAAAUUUCUUGCAUCAGACUAGUUUACCCAAAUAUUCAUCUCUUGUAUUUUGCUUUCUCUACAUUCUUCAAACUCAGUUAUCAUGGCUUCUACUUCUUCAUCAGCCCGUCCCUGCAAGUAUGAUAUUUUUAUUAGUUUUAGAGGCAAAGAUACCCGUUAUGGUAUUCUCUCCCAUCUCUUUGAAGCUUUGCAGCAAAAGCAAAUCAAUGCCUUCUUGGAUGAAGAACUUCGUAAAGGAGAAGAGAUCUCACCAGCUCUCUUGAAAAUAAUCCAAGAAUCCAGUGUCUCAAUAGUCAUUUUCUCUGAAAAUUAUGCAGAUUCUGCAUGGUGCUUGGAUGAGCUUGUUGAGAUACUUAAAUGCAGGGAAGAAUCAGGACAAAUAGUCCUACCAGUUUUUUACAAAGUAGAUCCGACUGAGGUUCAAGACCUGACAGGGAAUUUCGGGAAGGCACUUGCUAUGCAUGGAGAAAAAGGCAAUUCACAGAAGGUGGGCCGAAGGCGUGCUUUGAUGGAAGUAAGCAACUUUUCAGGAUGGGAUUUACAGGAAAUCAAGUAUGAGGCCAAAUUAGUUGAGGGAAUUGUCAAUGAUGUUUUGAUCAAAUUUAGUGAUAUGUCUAAAGGUGAUGAUUCUUAUGAUCGCAACUUGAUUGGAAUUAAACUGCGUGUGGAAGAAGUGGAACGAUUGUUAAAUGAGAAGCAGAUUGUAGGAAUUUGGGGGAUGGGAGGCAUUGGUAAAACAACUAUUGCACAAGAAGUAUUUCGUCGAAACAAGAAUAAAUUUGAUGGUCAUUAUUUCGUUGAAAAUGUUAGGGAAACAAUGACAAAGCAAUCAUCAAAUUCAGUGCGAGUCAAAAUCAUUCAACAAUUAUUAAGGGACAAACAUGUAGACAGUUUGAAUGAUUCUACAAGGAGAAGGCUUAAGAGUAAGAAGGUAUUGAUUGUUUUUUAUGAUGUAGAGGAUCGAAACCAUUUAAAAGAUUUAGCAGGAGAGUGUGAUUUGUAUGGUGAGGGAAGUAGAAUCAUCAUAACUAGUAGAGAUUCACUUGGUUUAUCAGAAGAAGGCAUAUAUGAGGUUGAGAAGUUAAUUGAUUCUCAAGGUCUGAAACUCUUUAGCUUACAUGCCUUCGAGCAAAAUCGUCCCAAGGAAGAAUAUAAGGAGCUAUCAAAGAAGGCGACAAUCUAUGCUGGAGGCAAUCCACUAGCUCUUAAAGUUUUGGGAUCUCAUUUAUUUCGUAGGACGAUAGAAGAAUGGGAAAGCGAAUUGGAAAAAUUGAAAGGCAAAUCUCUUAAAAAAAUUGAAGAUGUUUUGAAAAGAAGUUAUGAUGGGCUAGAAAAGAAUGAACAGGAAAUAUUUCUUGACAUUGCAUGUUUCUUCAAAGGUGAAAAUAAAGAUCAUGUCAAGAGAAAAUUAAAAGCAUUUGGUUUCUAUCCAGAAAGUGGAAUACCUCGUCUAAUUGAGAAGUCUCUAAUAACUAUUUCAAACAAUAGGGUAGAUAUGCAUGACUUGCUAGAGCAAAUGGGCAAGGAUAUUGUUAAUGAGGAAUGCAAACAGCCUGGCGGACGCAACAGGUUGUGGAAUUAUGAAGAUAUUAGUUAUGUAUUGACAACAGAGACGGUAAGGACCAAAUUAAUCAAUGAAGCUUUUUUCAUUAUCGGAACCGAAAAUGUUGAGGCCAUAUCGUUUCGUCCGGGGAGAGGUAUUUUGAAGCUAAGUGCCACGGCCUUUACGAAGAUGUGCAAUCUUAGAUUCAUCCAAUUAUAUGCAAUGCCGAACAAAGUGCUCCUUCCUAAGAACUUCGAAUUUUGUGCGCAAGCACUAAGAUGUCUUUACUGGUAUUAUUAUCCUCUGGAAUCUUUGCCGUUAAAUUUUUGGCCAAAGAAUCUUGUAAAACUUCAAAUGCCUUUUAACAAUCUCAUACAACUGUGGAAUGGAGGAGAUAAGCCUCUUGGAAGUUUGAAAUUGAUGGACCUUAGCUACUCUUGUAACCUGAUCAGGAUUCCGGACUUGUCAAGUAUUGCCCCAAAUCUCGAGUUUUUAUAUUUAAAUGGCUGUAAGAGUUUGGUUGAAAUUCCCUCUCUUCAAAAUCUAAGUAAUCUUGUAGAACUUCGUAUGCGUGGGAGCAAACUCCUACAACUGUGGAAUGGAGGAGAUAAGAGCUUGGUUGAAACUCCCUCUCUUCAAAAUCUGAGCAAGCUUACUGAACUUUAUUUAAAUGGAUCCAAUAAAAUCAAAGAUUGUCCAGAGAUUCCGUGUAAUAUAAGGAUUCUAAAAUUAGACGGAACUGGAAUAGAACAACUGCCUUCAUCAAUUAAGCAUCUGUCUCAACUUGUCAUAUUGUCCUUGGAUCGGUGUACAGCACUCGAGAGUCUUCCAAGCAGCAUUGGCAAUUUGAAACGUCUUGAAGAACUUCAUCUAUCUGAAUGUUCAAGACUCGUGACUAUUCCAAGCAGCAUAGGCGAGUUGAAAUGUCUUGAAUAUUUAUCUCUCUGGAUGUGCUCAAAUUUAGCAAGUCUUCCAGAAAGCAUCAAACAACUUUCGAAGUUGAAAAAGCUUGAUUUAAGCGAUUGCGAGAGUCUUAAGAGUUUACCAGAGCUUCCGUCAUGCUUAGAAUUAUUAAAUGCAAAUGCAUGCCGCUCUCUGGAAUCUGCAUCAAUUUCUUUCAAUUUCUUAGAACAUGAUGAUGAAAAUGAAGAAGCAGAUAGAAGUGAACAUGAAAAUGAAGAAGCAGAUAAAAGUGAAUCUGAAGAUUGCAAAUUUCUUGAUUUUAGUAAUUGCGUCAAAUUGAAUAAGAAAGUAAUGGAGGAUGUUUUUGAAGCGCACCUGUUGGGUCAGAAAGUUACAUUAUUGAUGGCAGGAGGUGAAGUGCCAGAAAGGAUGAGGUAUAAGAAUAAAGGAACCUCACUUUCCUUCAAACUUGACCUUCGUCACUUAAUUGCCUUCUCUUUCUGCGUUGUUCUUCGUCCCAGAGGUGGUUUUUAUUUUCCUAGAUUUGAAGUGGAUUUCAUAUGUGAAUCUGGAAAUAGGCGGGAACGUAAUGCGUUCAACUUAUUUAGCGAUAAGGACGUUGCGAAUUGGAAUGGUUAUUAUGGAGGUCCGUAUCUUUCGGACUUAUCACACGUGUUGCUUUCAUUCAAUGGAUUGAGGACACGUUUUGAUGAAGAGUGUUUCGUUAAGGCCUCAUUUUACUGCAUCCCUUACUGUCGCGUGGAUGAGGAGAAAUUUAUUGAGUCUCUAUCAUCUGCCGCUCUAUUGUCAUUUGAGAGAGGGAAGACUAUACAGGAGAAUAAUUAA